CUGGUUACAACUAACAUUUUCCUGCUGCUGCAAGGAGAUUGAAUGCUUCAUGGGGACCCUUAAAAAAAAAAAUUCUAACCUCUGACCAGCUGUGAUUGCAGCUAGGACUAGCAAAAGUGCUGGGCGCCAAAGGCUGCAGGCGCUACUUUUUUUCCGUGGCUGAGAAAGGUGACACCCAGGUGAGUGAGAAGAAUGAAGAGACCCUUCAACUAGAAGAUUCUGAGCCCAACGAGAUAUUCCCCAGGAGCAGAUGCCUCUUGGAGCAAUUCUCAUUUGAUUUGAGAGAAGCUUCUAGAAGUCCCCAGACCACAGAUAUGAAAGAGGGGAAGAGACCAGUUCUUCCCAUUCCAGAAGCUCACCAGCAAUUGAAAGAGCCCAGACUUUACAAUCGCGGGUCUGUGAACAGGUGCGUGGAUUGUGGGAAGACUUUUAAGCAGAGUUCCAGCCUGUACAGACACCGGAGACUCCACACUGGGGAGAAGCCGUAUGGCUGCAUGGAGUGUGGCAAGACCUUCAGCCGGAAGUCGCAUCUUAUUACACACGAGCGGACCCACACAGGAGAAAAGCCCUACAACUGCCUGGAGUGCGGCAAAAACUUCAGCAGGAAAUCCCACCUCACCACUCACAAGAGGAUCCACACGGGAGAAAAACCCUACAAGUGUGGGGAGUGUGGGAAAUGUUUUAGUCAGAGUUCGACCCUGGUGGCCCACGAAAGGUCCCACACAGGUGAGAAGCCAUUCGCAUGCCAGGAUUGUGGGAAGAAUUUCCAUCGGCAGUCGGGUCUUUCGGCGCACGAGAGAACACAUACAGGGGAGAAGCCGUACCAGUGCACCGAAUGUGGGAAGAGUUUUAGCCAGAGUUCGGGACUUUUAGCCCACGAACGGACCCACACAGGCGAAAAGCCCUACGGGUGCACGGAGUGUGGGAAAAGCUUCUGCGAGCGCACAGCCCUUGUGAGACAUCUGAAGACUCACACUGGGGAAAAACCGUAUACUUGUGCGGUCUGUAGGAAAAGUUUCAGCCAGAGUUCGGGCCUUUUGGCGCACGAGCGCACCCACACUGGGGAGAAACCCUACAAAUGCUCGGACUGCGGGAAGAGCUUUGGGCACCACUCUGACCUUCUCAGACACCAGAGGAUCCUUAAGAGGGGGAAGCUGUACAAAUGCUGCAAAUGUGGGAAAUUUUUUGGCCGCAGCUCAGAUCUCCUCCAGCAUCAGCAGAUCCACACGGGAGAGAAGCCGUAUAAAUGCACCUGUUGUGGGAAAUGUUUCAGCUGGCGGUCGAACCUUAUUAAACACGAGAGAAUCCACACAAGAGUGAAAACUCUUCAAUGAACAGUUGGAGUCUAAAAACGCUCCUCUUCAAAUGCAAGAGGUUCUACACUAGGGGUGUCAAACUGCCGGCCCACGGGCUGGACGCAUCACACAGAAGCCGCGCCCACCCCAUUGCCGGCCAUUGCAAAACAGUCACAUGAUGUUGCGAGUUUGACAUGCCUGCUCUACGUAAACGAAGACACGGCACCAAUUAUUUUGUAGUCCUCGACGUACGGCCACAAUUGACCCCAAACUUUCGGUUGCUAAGUGAGACGGUUGUUAAGUGACUUUUGCUCCAUUUUACGACCUUUCUCACCACAGUUGUUAAGUGAAUCAUGUGCAGUUAUUAAGUCAGGAGCACGGUCGUGAAUUUGACUUCCCCAAUGACUUUACUUCUCAGAAGGUCGCACAAGGAGAUCGCGUGACCCCAGGACACUGCAACUGUCGUAAAUACGAGUCAGUUGCCAAGCGUCUGAAUUCUGAUCACGUGACCAUGGGGAGGCUGCAAUGGUCGUAAGUGUGAAGACAGGUCAUAAGUCACUGUUUUUCAGUGCCGUUGUAAUUUAGUGAACGGUCACUAAAUGAACUGUUGUAAGUCAAGGACUGCCUGUAUGCUGAUGGUGAGAAAUUAGCGAGAAUCGUAACUCACACUUACGACAGGGCAGUACAUACAGUAAAACUGUUGCAGAAAAUCUCCACAGACAGAAAGAAAAAAUAUUACAGGCAGGAGUGUGAGUGUUGCGGGAGGUGGGUGGUACCCUAAGCAGGUGCACAGGUGCCUUGGGAGGGCAGGGAUUGCUGUGGACCCAUGCAACUGGGCAAAUAAUUGGUAGGAACAGGAGCAACCUGCCACUUCUGCCAGAUUACCCAUUGAUUCUGCUUGUGGGAAAACAGCAGGGAACACUGGAAAUGGCCACCAUGUGAUAAUGGCUCACUGUGAUAUUAUAAUCGCCAACCUGAUUAUGAUUGCCAAGCCGAGGUGGCGCAGCAGUUAGAGUGCAGUACUGCAGGCCACUUUAGCUGACUGUGUUUAGCAGGUCAGCGGUUCAGAUCUCACCGGCUCAGGGUUGACUCAGCCUUCCAUCC
This is a messenger RNA of Crotalus tigris (Tiger rattlesnake), 2399 nucleotides long. Its product is annotated as zinc finger protein 239-like. Gene Ontology annotation, biological process: regulation of transcription by RNA polymerase II. Lineage: Eukaryota; Metazoa; Chordata; Lepidosauria; Squamata; Viperidae. Gene Ontology annotation, cellular component: nucleus. Gene Ontology annotation, molecular function: DNA-binding transcription activator activity, RNA polymerase II-specific; RNA polymerase II cis-regulatory region sequence-specific DNA binding. The transcript has 2 exons. The coding region runs from base 315 to 1334 and encodes 339 amino acids. The record is from RefSeq and is a predicted model, not a curated record.